AGCUUUACUAGAUCUAUCUACUGUAAAAAUAUCAGCCAAAUCGGUGAAACCGAUUGAGCAACGUUGGUCGUGGCUUACGUGCAAUGGCUCUUAGGUAAAGAUAUACGAAUUGAUCUCUCGGUAUUUUAGAUAUGAUGACCACUAUUUCUAAUACAAUUUCAUUCGCUAUUUCUCAAAAACGCAAAAAAAUGUUGAACAUAGACAAUUUCAUCUUUAAAUUGAAUAAGACGAGUACAAAAGAAUCUUAUUAAUGCUUAGAUCUACAUUGUACUGUAAAUGUAUAUGCUGAUCUUGAGGAUGUUAUCUUAAACAUUAAAGAUGAUUAUUGUCAUCCAUCUUAACUAGAAGAAAUACGAAUUCGAAUAUUGAAAGAAGCUAUAAAAACGCUUGCGAUAAAUGAAAGUACAUAUAUCCCACAAAUUCAGAAUGAAAAAGCAGCACUAACUGAUCUAUCAACAUUGCCAAUUGCUGCUUUACCUAUUCGUUAUGAUAAUGGUGAUGUUACUCGUAAUGAACUUUUAGAAGGAUUAUUCUUCGCUGUCGCUAAAAUAUCAAAUUAA
Molecule: messenger RNA, 560 nt
Organism: Rotaria sp. Silwood1
Lineage: Eukaryota; Metazoa; Rotifera; Eurotatoria; Philodinida; Philodinidae
Source: the annotation of a GenBank genome assembly